UGUCAGUUCAAACUAACCACAUCCAGAGAGAGGACGGCUUGAAGAGAGGACACGGCCACUUAAACCUGUUCCAGCAGCCCACACUGCAUCUUCACUCAGAGAGAGAAUGUCUGCCGGGUCUGAGGAGGAUCUCUCCUGUCCUGUCUGCCGUGAUAUCUUCAAAGACCCUGUUGUCCUGGCAUGCAGCCACAGCUUCUGUAAAGACUGUCUGCAGAACUGGUGGACGGAGAAAUACAUACAGGAGUGUCCAGUUUGUAAGAGAAGAUCAUCAAGGGGUGAUCCACCUUGUAACUUGGUGCUAAAGAAGCUGUGUGAGGCCCUCUUACUGAAGAGAGAGACGAGGGCUUCAGCAGGGUCUGAGACUCUCUGCUGUCUGCACUCUGAGAAGCUCAAACUCUUCUGUCUGAACCAUCAGCAGCCGGUGUGUGUUGUUUGUCUGCAUUCAGAAACACACUCUGGACACACAUUCAGACCUGUUAAUGAAGUCGCACUGGAUCACAGAAAGGAGCUCCUGAAGUGCCUGAGGCCCUUACAGCAGAAACUGAGGCUGUUUGAAGACGUUAAAGGAAACUGUGACCAAACAGCAAAACACAUUAAGGUCAGGGCCCGACACACAGAGAGGCUGAUUAAGGAGCAGUUUAAGAAGCUUCACCAGUUUCUUCAAGAGGAAGAGGAGGCCAGGAUCUCUGCUCUGAGGGAGGAAGAGGAGCAGAAGACUCGGAUGAUGAAAAAGAAGACUGAGGCUCUGAGCAGAGAGAUAGCAGCUCUUUCAGACACAGUCAGAGCCACAGAGGAUGUUCUGAGAGCUGAAGACGUCUCAUUCCUGCAGAACUACAAGGCUGCAGUGGACAGAGUCCAGCAGCGCCCCCUGCUGGAUGAUCCACAGCUGGUCUCAGGAGCUCUGAUAGAUGAGGCCAAACAUCUGGGCAACCUGACCUUCAACAUCUGGAAGAAGAUGAAGGACAUGGUCUCCUACACUCCUGUGAUUCUGGAUCCAAACACUGCUCAUCCAGAACUCAUCCUGACUGAAGAUCUGACCAGUGCGCUAUUUGGAGAGAAACAGAAGCUUCCUGAAAACCCAGAGAGGUUUGACUACUUUCGGAUUGUCCUGGGCUCCGAAGGUUUUAACUCAGGGACUCACAGCUGGGACGUUGAGGUUGGAGACAACACAGACUGGUUUGUUGGUGUGGCAGCAGCGUCUGUCCAGAAGAAGGGAAAACACCCAUGUAGUUUAUGGAGAGUAGGGUACCUUAACGGUAAAUACACAGCACGCUCUCUAUCAGACCCCUCCAUAGUUCUGUCAAUGAGGAGGAAGCUCCAGAGGAUCAGAGUUAAACUGGACUGGGACAAAGGAAAUCUGUCAUUCUCUGAUUCUGACACUAACACACACAUACACACCUUCACACACACGUUCACUGAGAGGCUGUUUCCAUACUUUAACACUAUAAAUGCACACCCACUGAAGAUAUUACAAAUUCCUGUCUUUGCAGUAGUAUGACAAGGAGCCUUAUCCUGAUGCUGAUCUUAUUCAGGAGAUCAUGUUUAUAUGGAACAUGAGAAACCUGAGACACCUGAACUACAAAGCCAGUUCAGCAUAUCUAGGACAUCUUUUUGUUACGUGCUUUGACCAACCCUAACAUUUGCUGUCUGGAUAACAGGUAAAACAAAGCUGUUUAUCAACUAAUUUAGUCAACUCUGGGUUUUCCUACCCUGAAGUUACCCCGCUAACUAGUACAGGCCUCAGGUUAUUCUUUUCCUUGUAUACAAGACGCUGCUGCCACUGCCAAGGACAAAAGCAGACUGCAGAGCAUCAUUUGCUCCGCCGAGAAGGUGAUUGGCUGCAAUCCGCCCUCCCUCCAGGACCUGCACGCCUCCAGGACUCUGAGGUGCGCAGGAAAGAUUGUGGCUGAUCCCUCCCACCCUGGACACAAACUCUUUGAGACUCUCCCCUCUGGCAGGAGGCUGCGGUCCAUCACGACCAAAACCUCACGCCAUAAAAACGGUUUCUUUCCAUCUGCAGCUGGCCUCAUCAAAAAAAUAGCCCCCCCCCCCCCCGGACCUAACACACAGUCGGACAUCUCUUCAUCAUCUUGGUCAUUCACCUGUCACACACUGCAUUCCGUUGAUUUUGCACAUCCAUACUUUGCACACAACCCUAUUCAUAUUUACAGUGUACAUAUUUUUUAUAUUACUAUUAUUAUUUGCAUUCAGAUUUUAUAUUUAAUUGUUUAUAGUAUUUCCUUUUUAUACUUAUACUUCUAAUUACUUUUUAUUUUUAUGUAUUUUAUAUUCUUUGUUAUGCACCAAUUCACCAAGUCAAAUUCCUUGUAUGUGAAAACCUACUUGGCAAUAAAACCGAUUCUGAUUCUGAUCACACUAGUAUCCAGGGAUCUGAUCAUGUGAGUGCAGUUGUGUUCAUUUCUUUCUAUCUUAGC
This is a messenger RNA of Epinephelus lanceolatus (giant grouper), 2435 nucleotides long. Its product is annotated as zinc-binding protein A33-like. Gene Ontology annotation, molecular function: zinc ion binding; protein binding. NCBI's taxonomy places the organism in Eukaryota, Metazoa, Chordata, Actinopteri, Perciformes, Serranidae. The record is from RefSeq and is a predicted model, not a curated record.